Molecule: messenger RNA, 3349 nt
Organism: Pelodiscus sinensis (Chinese soft-shelled turtle)
Lineage: Eukaryota; Metazoa; Chordata; Testudines; Trionychidae
Source: RefSeq, a predicted model, not a curated record
AGCUAUUGUACAUGGGGGGGGAGGAGGAUAAAAAAUGUACAAAAUCCAGUCAGGCCAUGAAUAAUUUUAUCGAAAAGUGCAUUUAUAGUCCAACACAAAUAUCACUAAAAUCUUAAAGGAGAACUGUAGAAAAGACUGUUUCAGUGAGAACAUUGACAACGCAUCUGAAAAAUAGGGGUAUUAUCAAAAUAUGAAUCAUCCCAAUAAGUAGUGAAGUGAGGCUGUAUCCAGGUUAAUGUCUGAGAUUGGGAUCAGAACUAAUCUCUAAAAAGUCUGACUCCAGCCACCCAUGAACUUUGCGAUCUGUCCAUUUGAGAUAUUCCACUCAAUAUUGUAGUGCCCUUUGGCAUCAGUAUGUGGCAUUUGUGGGAGGAAGAGUGGGCUUCAUCUCUAGCCCAGUUGGCCACUUCGGUCCUACAAUGGCCUAUUUCUGUCUUCAUCUCCCAUGGCCCAGCCUUGCAGCCAAGUCAUCUCUUUGCAGUUCUUUGUCCUUCCAGCUAACAAAUCAACACCAACUCCCACACAGAGCUCUGGCAAUGUUCUCUCUCUCUAUAGUCCUCCCUGACGUUUUCCCAGCUGGGAUCAUUAAUGGUGAUUAACCUACCAGAUCAUGAUCUGCAGAGGAUUAACUGCUAGGUAACAGGCAAGGCAGAGGCUGACUCUCCUUAAAGGGCAUGCCAGCCUGUAGCAGGCCAUUACAGAGAUGAUGGGGCCAGUCUUGUUCUCUUGGUCCCUUUGUCUUGAGUUCCCAUUCAUUGCCUCUCCAUACCCAGGGUGCCACCUCUCUGCUCCCAUCUGGCUGACCUUCAGUCUCCACCUCCUUCACCUGUUUGUGUCUUGGUGACCCUUCCACUUUUGCUAUGUGAACUAUGAAGUCAACAGAUGGAGCCACAACCCAAGAUUCCAGACCAGGCGAAAAACGGGGAAUUGCAUUUCUGCUGUGACCCGCAAGCACAGAAGCAGUUAGUAACGCACACAGUGAUCUGGGGAGAGCUGAUGACUGACGGAGUGUGGGUAUAGCAAGGUCCCCAGACAGCAAGACCAUUGCAAGGUUAGGAGCAUUGGUUGAGCCUCUCUCAUGAUGCACCACUAAUGACUUGCCACCCAAAGUAGACAGAGGAGCGAAUGAAUUGGGGCAUGACUACACAGGGACCACACCCUGUAUCCAGCUGCCAUGUUCCUGCAAGGACUGCGGCUCUACAGGAAGUGGUGCCGUUUCUCCAGCCCCAUUACUCAGCUCCUUAUUUUGACUGUGGUAACGUUUGGCGUGUUGGCUCCUUUGAUUUGCCACCGGCUCCUCCACUCCUAUUUUUACUUACGACGCUGGCAUCUGGAUCCCAUGAGUCAGGAGUUCAUGAAGCAGAACCAGGAGGAAGGCCAGGCUGCCCUCCGUUACUUUGAGGACCUGCAGACUCCUAACUCCUCGAAGCUCUCAGCUGGCAUGCCCAUCAGACCAUGGCUACUCGUCACCAUUGUCACUGUGCAGAGGCGGAAAGAAUUCCACUACGUCCUGCAGGUGGCUUCCCGCUUCCAUCGCCUCCUCCAGCAGUGUGGCCCUCACUGCCAGAACUACCAGAUCUUUCUCUGUAAUGUAGAGCAGGACCCAGGCAGCUACCAGGACGCCACACUGCUGGGCACCCACUUUGCAAUGGUCAGCCGCUACAAAAACUGGGAGGAUCCUGACACCUCUGUGAAUCAGUUUGAGAAGGAGAAGCGGGAUUAUGCCUUCUGCUUGGAGCAGUCGCUGUUGGCCUACAAUCCAGAGUACCUCCUUGUGGUGGAAGAUGAUGCUGUUCCCGAGGAGGAGCUAUUCCCUGUCCUGCAUCACCUGCUGCUGGCACGGCUCUCCAAGCCACACCUCAAAGAUGCCCUCUACUUGAAGCUGUACCACCCUGAGCGGCUUCAGCAUUAUAUCAACCCAGAGCCCAUGAGGAUCCUGGAGUGGCUUGGCCUGGGCAUGUUUCUGGGCCCCCUGCUGAGCAUUGUGUACUCCUGGGCGUCGGGCCGCCCAAGACUUACCUGGCCCAUUGUCCUUUUCUUUGCCUUAUACAGCAUGGGACUAGCAGAGCUGGUGGGGCGCCACUACUUGCUGGAACUGCGCCGGCUAGCCCCCGAACUCUACAACGUGGUGCCAGUCACCGAGUGCUGCAUGCCUGCCAUGCUGUUCUCUGCGCCUUCAGCCCGCCGUGUCUUAGGUUACCUUCAGGGGCUGCAGUGCCGUCGGGGCUUUGCCAAGGACACUGCACUCUACUCGCUGCUGCGCACCAAGGGUGAGAGGGCCUACGUGGUGGAGCCCAAUCUGGUCAAACACGUGGGGAUGUUUUCCAGCCUCAGGUCGAAUGACAACCCUAAGCUACUGUAACCCACCAAGAAAUGCCUUUUUGGAAAGACUGGGAGCCAAGGGAGCCUUGUUCUUGGAGAUAACAUCUGAGCCACAACAGAUCCAUACCGCCCCUUGCAACUGUGCUCAGUGCUAUUAGCACCACUUAGUGGUGGGAAAGGAACUUUUUUCAAAGUGUACUUAAACCUAUAGUUACAUUAUUGAUUUCAUAAUGACCUUAGAAAGGAAAAGGAGGAUGGAAGAGGAAGGGGAGCGUUUACUACUAUCCUUUUUCAUGGCUGGGAGGGGAAUGUUUGAUGUUAGCUGAUUAAAAUAUGACUAGGUAGAUCAUUGGUGCUACCACUGUUAUAUAAUUGCAACGAUUCUUAUAUAAAAUGUCUAUUUAAGUGUCUAGAGAGAAGCUGUGAUUUGCUGAAUGAUUAUUUGUAUGCAUGGAUCGUUUUUGGCUCAAUACCUGAAUUUCAAAUGUUUGCUUCUUUGGUAACAUCUACAAGAUAUUUAGCCUGCACACCUUAAAGGGACUAUUUAAGUUAAAUGGCUCACCAAAGAACAAAAACUCACAAUAGACCCUGGGAGACACCUAUCUACAUUUAAUGAACUUUCCAGUGAUGGCUUCUACUAACACUAAGCAAAGGAUACAUGAAUAUUUGACUUGCCCACGUGACUCCAAACACCAUCUUGUUCCUGUAAUUUUCCACAGUGAAGAAAUGGGAUUUCCUCCACUUGGCAGAAGCUAUAAAAAAAAACACUUUGGAAAUUACUCCCUUUUGCCUCUUUUCUACUUAAUCCUUUGGGGUAUGGAUUUACACUAAUGGGAACAUUCUGAGCAAUGGACUAAGGGCCUUCCAGUGAUUUGGAAGCAAUCAGAGACUUAACAAGACAGCAGUUAAUUCCAUCACUGCUACAAGCCCGAUCCAAGAACUUUGCAACUACUGAAUGUACUUGAUUCUUUUAGGAAAAUUUUAUCUUUCACUUUUCUUAUUUAUAAAUAAAUCUUUAGAUAUUAGA